AAGUCUUAGUGAGUGGGUACAGCAGGACAAUAGCAUGAAAUAGUUAUUAAAGAUGUUCUAAGAGCUGCAGUCGACAUUCAGCAAAGCCUCGGGCAUUUAGUUGCGAUUAUCCAGAAAGAAGCCAAGAAGAAAAUCACAUAAAGCAAACGGGACACGAGUGCGGAGCGCGCGUCUUAAGAAAACGUGAUGUUAGAUGUGAUUGGUAAAGACAUUAUUCUAGACUUGCUGUCCUGCCAUUCUGGGAUUACUCUGACGUCACACUGAUACCCUCGCAUGGAUGAAUGCUAAAGAACUAUAGAGGCACAAAUAAUAGCACAAGCAGACUCCAUAUCUUGCAAGACUUACGUUAACAUUUAGCCCUCUUCAACUAUAAAGCACAAUAACUUUGUGUGUACUCUAUUUCCUUUAAAGUUAUUUUAUCAUCAUUUUUUUUUUUCGAGGAUUAAAAAAAUAACAAUAUCUGCUGCCGUAUACAGCUUCAAGACUCUCUCUCUCUCUCGUUUAAGUAGCCCACGAUCAUCUAUUAUUAAGUAAAAGGCCGUACGUUGAAAUGUGGGCUAGGAGGUGCACUUGAAGUAGAUUCGGUUACAAUCGAUCAGUGGGAAGAAUAUUGCUGAUGAUAACAAAGGAAGCAGUCAUGUCAUUUUCACAGUUUGGAUAUCCUUAUAACGCAACUUCACAGUUUUUCGUGUCGGCAAACCCCAGUACGACUUGCUGCGAUUCGAUUUCCAGGUCGGUGUCUGACGCUUCCAGCGGUUCCCAAACUGCAGCCGCAUUUUGCUGCCCUCCUUAUGAGAACCGUCUCUUUGCGAGCACAAGGACGGAGCUUAAUGCGGCUCUCGGCAUGUACGGUUCGCCCUACGCAGCCGCGGCCGCCGCCAGCCAGAACUACGCCAACUACUUCCCGUACAGCACCGACCCCUCCGCUCUCUACUCCACACUGAACCCACAGUAUGACAUCAAGGAUGGCGCUGGCAGUUUACACUCUGGAAUCACUCAAUCUGCUGCAUAUUACCCCUACGAACACUCCCUUGGGCAGUAUCAAUACGACAGGUAUGGCACUAUGGAUUUCAAUAACUCAGCCAGGAGAAAAAAUGCCACAAGAGAGACUACCAGCACUCUUAAGACGUGGCUAUACGAGCACCGGAAGAACCCGUACCCCACCAAAGGAGAGAAGAUCAUGCUGGCCAUCAUCACCAAAAUGACCCUCACACAAGUGUCCACCUGGUUCGCCAAUGCCAGGAGAAGGCUAAAGAAGGAGAACAAGAUGACAUGGUCCCCCAAGAACAAAGCAGGAGAUGAAACAAAGGAUGACAUUGAGAAGAGCAACCAAGACAACAAAGAUCCCAAAGACUGUAAGGAGGGAAAGGAACUUCAGCUGAGUGACUUGGAGGACAUGGAGGAUGACGACUGUGACAAACUGGACAGCGACAGUGACAAGGUCUCUCAUGGAGAGCUGGCCCCUCACCGGUCCAUGGCUGGGGAGCUUCAGAAGGCAGACUGCAACGGCAGGCUCGCCCCCCCUCUCAACAGCUUCCACGCUUUCGCCUGCAAUAACAAGAGUGCGGAGGCACUGGCGUCGGACCUCUUGGAGCCCGCGGCAACAAAACCUCCAACGGCCAUCGCGACAGGCACGCUGGCCCUGUCGCACUUCGAGGUGUCCGAAAAACCCCGGAUCUGGUCGCUGGCACGCACCGCCGCCCCCGACGCCGUCCUGGGGGGCUCGCGUCACGGCGACGACUUUAGGACCGGGAACGCCAACACGGACUGCCGCCUGCAAGCGGCACGGCUCACGGUGGCCAGCAGGGGGCGGUGUGGCGAGCCGAGGCAUCCGCAGGACACCGCGAAUGUCCCCGGUGUGGACAACUCCUUCCAAGAGGAAGGCCCGCGGUCGCAAAACAAGGUCUACGGCUCCUCCAGCUUUUCCCACAAGCCUCUGCAACUGCACUGCUCCUCCUACCCCAUGUUCUCUAACACGUGCCAGUAUUCAUCCACUGAAGGAUUCUCAAAUGGCAGAAAACCUGAACCAGGCCGACCAGCCCUCAGUGACACAUGUCUAACGCAGCAGGAAGACAAGGUCACGACCUUCAGACCAGCCAUGGAAAGGUGAAGCAGGUUGGUGGAGGUACAGCCAAUGACCGCCGGGACAUUUCAAACUUUAUGCACUAAGGCCCUGAAAUAGAGUCGAAGUUCAAACCGUUACGAAUUAUGCCGUUUAAAAAAAAAAAAGCCGCCUGGACAAACGCUUUCUAUAAACUGUGGAUACAGCCAUACUUUUUGCACAAUGUUCUUAACGAUGACGAUGUCUGUAUGCAAGAAAUACGAAUGCAACGGACUGGGAAAGGGACAGAAUUCAUACGUAUGCACUGGGCAAUCCUAUUUAUUUAUUGUUUGCGUGUUGUUCGUUUAUUUAUUCCUUUAACAACUCUUAAAUCAUGUGCCCUCUCACUGUAAUGCUUUGUAUUUUAUUUUCACAAAUACGUCUACGUGUUAUUAUAAGUUUUAUGUUUGGUUUUAGAGAAGUAUAGCUUAUUGUAUGUCGUUGUGUUUGCAGCAACUGGAAUGGAAUACUGAUAUUCCAUAUGUUGUUUCUGGGCAUAAAAAAACACGUUUUUCAUUUUGGAGUCAUUGUCGGUACGAAUUUUUUGCUGUAUGAAAAAUUUUAUAAGAAUGAUUUUUCAAAAUUUGGGCUUCUGCUUCGUAAUUUCCAGAUGAACCAACCAACCCAAACAACAAAUGAAAAUAAGUUUUAACUCGAAACAUAAAACGGGGUAUUCGCACGAAGGACCAUUAUUAGUUUCCAUUAUUUUGUCAAGAUAACUUUUUUGUCAAUUAACUUUACAAGACGAUGAAGAAAGAAUACAGGAUAUCUCCAUUGUCUUUAUUUUGAUGUUACGUUCUACGUUAUAUUACUGCCCGGGGUAACAACGAGGAAUAUAUGAUACAUAAUAAACAUUUCCAUUUUGCACCACUGUAUCGGCAACUUAA
Messenger RNA from Anguilla rostrata (American eel), 2988 nucleotides. It is a transcript of the gene irx6a, whose product is annotated as iroquois homeobox 6a. Gene Ontology annotation, cellular component: nucleus. The record is from RefSeq and is a predicted model, not a curated record. Gene Ontology annotation, molecular function: RNA polymerase II cis-regulatory region sequence-specific DNA binding; DNA-binding transcription activator activity, RNA polymerase II-specific. Lineage: Eukaryota; Metazoa; Chordata; Actinopteri; Anguilliformes; Anguillidae. Bases 617 to 2110 code for a protein of 497 amino acids. The transcript is spliced from 7 exons. Gene Ontology annotation, biological process: regulation of transcription by RNA polymerase II; neuron differentiation; cell development.